Agelaius phoeniceus (red-winged blackbird) is the source of this 1290-nucleotide messenger RNA. RefSeq names its product cytochrome b-245 chaperone 1 (gene CYBC1). Lineage: Eukaryota; Metazoa; Chordata; Aves; Passeriformes; Icteridae. The record is from RefSeq and is a predicted model, not a curated record.
AUGUACAUGUUGGUUGAAAAACGCACAAAUUCCCAUCUUCACCUAAAGAGGUCACCUGGCAUCCGCUCCUGGUCUCUCUGUGUUGGAAUAGCCUCCAUAGGUUUGGCUGCUGCUUAUUAUAGUGCAGACAGCUUGGCAUGGAAGCUCUUCUACAUGGCUGGGUGUUUCUUUGUGGCAGCCCAGAAUCUGGAGCAGUGGGAGGAAGCUGUAUUUGAUAAAAACAAGGGAACAAUCUGCCUAAAAACAUUCAACCUCUACAAAAAAAUACUGACCUUGUCAAAAGGAGGCAAUGAACAAGUGGUGGCCGCGCUGAGCGAGAUCCGGGAUGUGAACGUGGAGGAGGAGGCCGUGCGCUAUUUCGGGAAGGGGUACCUGGUGCUGCUGCGCUUCGUCACCGGCUUCUCACACCCGCUCACCCAGAGCGCCGUGCUGGGCUGCAGAAGUGAUGUGGAAGCAGUUGCCAAACUCAUCACGAGUUUCCUGGAACUGGACAGAGUAGAGACCCCACAGGAUUUCUCCCAGAGCAGUGAAACAGAGGCAAGUGAUGCAGAUGAACCACAGGUUAAAUACUGAUGGUCAUUGUGAACUGAAGCAAGCAGAGGCAUUCACACAUCUGGAAAAUAUUCUGGUUGUUCUUCAGAACAAGAAACCCCUCACAGCCUUGACCUGGGCAUUUCUCAACGUGUGCAUUUACAAUGGGUGCAAUCUCUCUUAGGGCCCAUUGCUUCAAGACCCUGCAUGUGGACACUGCUGGCUUUUGAACUUCUGUCACCUCAUCAAACUUGUCUAGGAAUAGUUAUUUAUUAAUGAAUUGGUUUGAAAUAAUUGCUUUUCCAUUAAUGAGGAUACAGAUGUGAACUUCUGCUUACUGCAAACAUUUGCUGCAGGUACAGUAUAUGCAAUGUAGAAGAGUUGAAUUUGUAACUCAUAACACAAUGCUUUGAGGUUUCCCCUUUAAUAUAUGCAAUUAGGAGAUGCAGAGUAGUGGCACUUUUAUGUUCUCUACUACUGACUUGCCACUGGAUAUCUGUGGAAAUUGAAGUCUGAGUGCCUCUCUUGGAAUUUUAAACAUCAGGUUGAUCAACUUGUAAAGGUGUCUUAACUUAUCUCAGACCCACCAAGGAGCCAUAAAUAGCAAAGGAAAAAGGAUCAUGAUGAAACUUCUUUGGGAUGCUCUACCUUAAUGCUGUUCUGCUUAACUUCUGGGCAGGACAGAGCAAUCUUUUUCUAGACCUCAAUGUUUACUAUUUAAACUGUGUUUAAAAAAGGAAAGGAAGCAGGGACAUGUGU